Molecule: messenger RNA, 1272 nt
Organism: Pichia kudriavzevii
Lineage: Eukaryota; Fungi; Ascomycota; Pichiomycetes; Pichiales; Pichiaceae
Exons: 1
Coding region: 1-1272 (423 amino acids)
Biological process (GO): DNA damage response
Cellular component (GO): nucleus
Molecular function (GO): histone H3K56 acetyltransferase activity
Source: RefSeq, a predicted model, not a curated record
AUGAUGGAGAAUAGCUUAUUAUCUAGAUUGGCAGAGUAUCUUAGGAAAGACAAGAAAUUCCAAUUGUUCAACACUAAUACUACCAAGAGAUGUGUUCCAGUGAUAGCCAAACCUAGGCAUUCAAAACCCUUAAUAUCCACAAAGACAGUUCACUUUUGCAUUCUUUUUGAUUCGCUUAAAACACCACUGUUGGCAAUUGAAGUGUUCACUUAUCUUUCCUUCUACAAAACCAGAGUUGAAAAGCUAGUUUAUGUCAGUAAAGUUGACACCACGGGAUUGACAAUCUCUGACAUCAAUGUUGCUGGAUUUGUAACUGAAUACCUGAAAUAUAUAGUUGGCCUAUCAAUUAGUACAUUACUCAAAGACUUGAAAUUCACUAAAAACCAAACAAAUGUUCAGAAUCAUGCCAAAUCGAAGGAGAUCUUUGUCUCUGAGACACAUUUCCGGUUGAGCCAACUGUAUGAACAAGCGAGAGGAAAUCCAGCUUAUCUUAACAAAUCCAAAAAGAGUGUGGAUGCUCUGGAGUACAUUCUAGAACUUGGAAUUGACCCGAGGGUUUUAAAUGAGAAGAAAAUAAGUACCAAGAUUGUACUAUUUACACGAUCAGAGAAACAGUAUCUAUUCCCGGGUUCGGUGAAGAAUAAAGGCAAGCAUGUAUUGGACGGGGACUCACUGCUAAAAUGGUGGCUUAAAAAUGUCGAUUUGAUUGUUAACAAUUGGCUGCCACAAAAUAAGUUUCUGAACGUCCUCAACCUGGAAGAUGCAGAAAUUAGAAGAUUCUUCCCGUCUCCAGAUUGGAAAGUAGGUACGGUUUAUGAUGAAAAUGGUAGUUGGCCCGCAAUUUAUAACAUCCCGUUACUCCCUGAUGAUCCAAAGGGGAGGUUUUUAGAGCAUUUGGUAGUAGAAGGUAGAGCAAAACAAGUAUCGUUGCAGAGAUACUGGCAAGAACUAGCCAUAAGACAAGAGUUUAGAUUUGGUGCUACGGUGGGUUUGAUUGGUGUAUCCGGUAUAAUAACCACUACAGGCAAUUUACACUCUGAGAUCAUCACUAGCUCGUCCUCGAAUCAGUUUGUUGAGCUAGUAACAUCAAAAGAUUACUCCGACAAAAGUGAUUGGAUUCUGCUCUAUGACGAAAUCCAGAGUGUGGUUAAGCUGGACGGUUUUCCUAUAUUGGGUAAAUGUGAGAGACGUAAGAGGAGUAAGGAGAAUAUCGAGCCGCAAGCUAUUAACACGUUGUUUUGUGUCAGAAAGAAGAAGAAGAAGAAAACUUAA